Trachymyrmex cornetzi is the source of this 1184-nucleotide messenger RNA. RefSeq names its product putative nuclease HARBI1. Bases 4 to 1131 code for a protein of 375 amino acids. Lineage: Eukaryota; Metazoa; Arthropoda; Insecta; Hymenoptera; Formicidae. The transcript has 5 exons. The record is from RefSeq and is a predicted model, not a curated record.
AAGAUGGAUAUGGCAUAUCGAAAUGCUGUUCAGCUUCACGUCGCCAAUCAAUUAGAAUACUUUUUGGAAUACAAUGAGAGGCCGCGAUUUCAAAUAAAUGAUGAUCCAUUUCAACUCUCAGAACGACAAUUCGUUAAACUCUUUCGAUUAAAAAAAGAUACUACAAUCAGACUGAUAAAUAUUGUAGAAGAACAUUCAGCAGUACCAUUACGAACUUCAGUUUUGAAUGCUACUGUACAGGUUUUAACUGCAUUACGUUUUUAUGCGUCUGAUAGCUAUCAAAAUUGCGUUGGAAGUAAUGUUCAUAUGCGUAUCAGUCAAACAUCAGUCAGCCGAUGCAUUCAUAACGUUACUAAUAUUCUGAACUUACCAGAAGUAUUUAACACAUGGGUGUACUUUCCUAAUAACAUACAGGAAUUACAAGAGAUACGUAACAAAUUUUGGAUAGAAAAGCGUUUUCCUGGAGCAAUUGGAUGUAUAGAUUGCACUCACAUUGCAAUAUUCCCACCUCCGAAAGGAGAUGCAAAUUAUCCUGAACAUAACUAUGUGAAUAGAAAAGGAUAUCAUUCUAUCAAUGUACAAUUGAUAUGUGAUCCUGAUCUUAGAAUUUUGAAUGUUAAUGCUCGAUAUCCAGGAAGCACUCACGAUUCGUACAUUUGGAAUAACAGUAAUAUUCUUCCAUUAAUGCGUGAUAUUUACAAUUGUGGACAUCAAUUUUUCUUACUAGGUGAUUCCGGUUAUGCGCUGAGACCAUGGAUGAUGACUCCAAUGUUAAAUGAUGAACAAAAUGAUGCAAUAUUAAGAUAUAACACUCGACAAAUAAGUACUAGAUCAUUAAUUGAAUGUUGUAAUGGUCUAUUGAAGAUGAGAUUUCGUUGCUUGUUCAAGCAUAGAGUCUUACAUUAUAAACCAGAUUUCUGUUCGAAGAUCAUUAACGCUUGUACAGUACUGCAUAAUAUGUGCAUUCAUGACAAGGUACCUGUACCUGAAGGAGAAGGUGAUUUAUUAGACUUUGCUUGGGAUGAUGUAGAUCCAAUACGUGAACCAGACAUAGGUGCAGCAAAUAGAAAUCCUGAAUUGUCAGCUGGGCGAAGAGUUCGUGAUAAUUUAAUAAGACGAUACUUUCAAUAAUACAAUACUUCUCUAGAAUUUUAUUAAUAUUUAAUAUUUUGUAAAAGGACAAA